Messenger RNA from Leptosomus discolor (cuckoo roller), 740 nucleotides. Lineage: Eukaryota; Metazoa; Chordata; Aves; Leptosomiformes; Leptosomidae. The record is from RefSeq and is a predicted model, not a curated record.
CCACCCUCGCUGGACAACACACGCGCCAUCCCUGGUGGGUUCUGACAGCCCUGAACCCGUCACCAGGGACCCUUUCAACACCGAAGUGAUGCCCAGCACCCUGGCAGACACCGUCACCACCGUCAUGGGCAGCUCGCAGCCCGUCGUGAGCCGCGGCACUGCCGACAACCUCAUCCCCGUCUACUGCUCCAUCCUGGCGGCCGUGGUGGUGGGGCUGGUGGCCUACAUCGCUUUCAAAAGGUGGAACAACUGCAAACAGAACAAACAAGGGGCCAACAACCGCCCGGUGAACCAGACACCUUCGCCGGAGGGAGAGAAGCUGCACAGCGACAGCGGCAUCUCGGUGGACAGCCAAAGCCUGCACGACCAGCAGCCGCCCAGCCAGAGCACCCAGGGACCAGCACCCAAGGGAGAUGGGAACCUCUACAUCACCCUGCCACCCAGCAAGCAGGAGGAGGUGGAGAAGCUGCUGAGCAGCUCUGCGGAGGAGACGUGGAGGCAGCUGGCCGGGGAGCUGGGCUACAAAGAGGACCUCAUAGACUCCUUCACCCGGGAGGAAUCGCCCGUCCGGGCUCUCCUGGCCGACUGGUCCUCCAAGGAGACGGCCACCCUCGACACCCUGCUCGCUGCCCUGCGCAAGAUCCAGCGCGGGGACAUCGCCGAGAGCUUGUACAGCGAGUCCACUGCCACCUCUCCCGUCUGAAGGGUGGCCCGGGGUGGCCCCGCGGGGUCCCCUUCCC